Messenger RNA from Physcomitrium patens, 1570 nucleotides. Its product is annotated as putative RNA-binding protein C1827.05c. Lineage: Eukaryota; Viridiplantae; Streptophyta; Bryopsida; Funariales; Funariaceae. Gene Ontology annotation, molecular function: RNA binding. The record is from RefSeq and is a predicted model, not a curated record.
AAAACCUCUAUGAGUCUUUGCCAUGCCCCAUUAGCGACGCAAUCAAGGGGCCAGCAGCUCGCAUUCGCAUUUUCUCGCGUGCAUUCCGGAGUGUAGGAAUUGCCCUUGUAUAUCUCUCACCUCCACGCUCUUCUCACAUUCGUCUUAGACAUGGUAGCCAGAAAGAAAACGGCCGAAGGGCCGAAGAGAAAAAGCAGCGAGUCGCUGGGCGUUGAGCGUAAGAAGAUGAAGCGUAUCACUCCCGUGCCCUUAGACCAACCCAGUGUCUCUGUUGCUGCUCCUGGCUCGAAUGCCGCUUCUCCAACAGUGACCAAGUCGAAGAAGGAAUCGAAGAAGGAAAAUGGUGAUAUUGUCAAGGCCUCGUUUAUGCCUUUGGAUACUACAGCGGACCUGAAGUCUGUAUCGAAGCGGGAAAAGAAGAGGAAAGUCAUUCCUGUCUCUAAUUACGCAGAUAAAUCGGCUGUCAUUUAUGUCGGCCGAAUUCCUCACGGAUUUUAUGAAGAUCAGAUGAGAGGUUUUUUCAGUCAAUUUGGAGAUAUCAAGCGACUUCGUCUGUCUCGAAAUAAGACGACAGGAAAGUCAAAGCAUUAUGCUUUCAUCGAGUUUGAAUCUCCCGAGGUUGCGCCUAUUGUGGCUGAAGCCAUGCACAACUAUCUGUUGUUGGAGUCAAUGUUGCAAGUUAAGGUCGUCCCCGUUGAUAAGCUCAAACCUUCAAUGUGGGUUGGAGCGAAUAAGACAUUUAAGACGAUUGAAUGGCAAAAGUUAGAACGAGAGCGACAUAAUAGGGUGAGGACCCCGAAGGAGCAUUCUCGCCAUCUGGCAUUGUUGGUGAAGAAGGAUCAAAAACGAAGGAAGAAGCUGCAAGCUGCUGGCAUUGAUUAUGAUUACCCCGAAUUGGAAUCAUUGAUCCCACUCUCAUCGAAAAAAAUCACUUUCACCGAUGGCGAUGAAUAGGUGAAUGCGCGAGAAUAGGUCGUCAUGUCGUAGCUAUCGAUGAUUGUACUCCGUUGUUGGAAUAGCAAAGGACAAUCAAUCCAGACAAGUCGCAGGCAGAACCCAAAGCGCUUCCUUCACCAACCUGAGGACCAAUCUUUGUUAUUCUAGCCUUCGCCUGCUUUUUCCGCUUCUGAAGGUCGCUUUGAAAACAAUUUUUUGCAGGUGCUAUCCCCAAAAGGGAGGCUAGUUAGUUGCGAGUGCACAUGACACAUGUGACCACUAUGAGACAUCGUAGCAUUUCCGAGACUUGUGUGCAAAGUAUUAACCAUGAAGGGGUUAUGCAAGUCUUGCAUAUUUUUCCGACACGUAGUAUCUACAGUCAAGUUGCUAGAAAGCUGAUUUGUUCGGAGGAGGGGGCCGAUUCAAGCCUACAUUUCAAGGGAGUGCUUACAAUUUGUGUUAAGUGGGAUCAAAGCCUAGCAAGUAUAUUCCACUGAAUGGAUGAUCAAAGAUGUUGCGAGAUUUUGCUCUCUUUGGUGUGAGUAACUUGCUGUUUUAUUCACUACUACUGCCAGUAAUGUUGGUGUAGUUAAUAUUCACAAUUUCACGUUCUAUUGAGUUAAAAUCUUAAAAA